AGGUGCAAAUACCUGGUCGAAUCCCGCCCCUGUCUUCUCCCUGUUGGUCAACUCCGCGGUUAUUAUCAUAACAAACAAAGAAUGGCUGGUAGUUUGGCGGCGAGGGUUUGGGUUUAAGGAGCCGAGCUCUCUGGCCCUUUGGUACCUGAGGAACGGGAGCGUGGGUUCCGUGGGCCGUGUUAAAGGGGCCGGGCAGCCGAGGUCCACGGAGGGGCAGCGGCUGGCCCCGGAUCAGUCAAAUAACUUAGGGCAAAAGCAGAAUUAGACGUAGGUCCUUUUCUCCUGGUCAUGUCUAGUGUCCGGCCUGGAUCUCCCCAAAAAGUUCUAUGCCCCAAAUCACUGGGACCUAAAGCUGGUUGUUGGCCUGUCACUGGGCCUAAGUUUUCCUGUGAGCUGAAAGGUUCUAAUUCAGAUUCUCUGGGACCUUCCUGGUCAGCCCUCCCAGCUGCUUAAUCUGAGCUGAAUUUACUUGUUCUCUCGCUCAGAUGCUAGUUUAUCCGUUUGAUCUUCCACCUACUUAUUUAUCCAUUACUCAGGCAUUUAGAAUGUCUUGCUGAGCUAUACCACCAUUCGGCUGUGGUUUAGGAGGUGGUUAGUGUCCUACAUUUCUGACACUGGAUGGGUAUGGCGUGGAACAUCAGAGAGGAGCAGAAAGUAGGUCUCUGUCUGGAGGAGGUAAAGAUCAAGCAGAGCUCUGCCAUCUUCGAUUCUGUAGAAUUUUGUGAUGCCAGUCUGCAUUCUGGAUUCCUCCACAUGUGGCUUCCAUUCUCCUCCCUCCUUUGAACAGCCUAUAAAUACUAGGAUGGUGUCUGAGGCUCAGAGAGGUUAAGUGACGUAGCCAAGGUCAAACAGCUAGUAGUGGAGCCAGCAUUCAAACCGAGGUCUGUCUGAUUCCCUCAAGGAGAGGCUUUUUUCUUGCUACCUUCCCAAAGGCACCCCAUCCCCAAAUCAAACUAACCAAAUGACGGUCAAAAACCAAACACAUCCGAGAGCUCAAUUCACCUGACCCUGUCCCUCAGUCUAGGAGCCAUGUCCACCUUGUUCCCCUCACUCUUCCCCCGUGUGACUGAGACACUCUGGUUUAAUCUGGAUCGACCCUGUGUGGAGGAGACGGAGCUGCAGCAACAAGAACAGCAGCAUCAGGCCUGGCUCCAGAGCAUCGCAGAGAAAGACAACAACCUGGUACCUAUCGGCAAGCCGGCCUCAGAGCACUACGACGACGAGGAAGAGGAAGAUGAAGACGAUGAUGAGGACAGCGAGGAGGACUCAGAGGACGACGAGGACAUGCAGGACAUGGAUGAGAUGAACGACUACAACGAGUCACCUGAUGACGGAGAGGUCAAUGAGGUGGACAUGGAAGGCAAUGAACAGGAUCAGGACCAGUGGAUGAUCUAGGUAGACAAGGCAGAGUGGUCUCAGGGAGAUUCCAGGUCAGCCCACCCCGCCCUGGACCCCCUGCAGAACCAGCCGAUCACCCCCAGGGCUGGAAAGCUCACCCUUGGGUGCCUUCUCAGCUGCUGCAGGACCUGGCCUCCGUGGCCCCUCCUAGGCCAUCCGUUUGCCCUUGAAUCCCCAAGGCCUGAGCCACCCCACCGUUCUGGCCAGCACCUCACCCCUUGGUUGCUGAUCUAGUUUCUUUCUAAUUCUUUAAUAAAGACACAGUACUGAUUUUUCC
Molecule: messenger RNA, 1675 nt
Organism: Sus scrofa (pig)
Lineage: Eukaryota; Metazoa; Chordata; Mammalia; Artiodactyla; Suidae
Source: RefSeq, a predicted model, not a curated record